Pipistrellus nathusii (Nathusius's pipistrelle) is the source of this 1308-nucleotide messenger RNA. The record is from the annotation of a GenBank genome assembly. NCBI's taxonomy places the organism in Eukaryota, Metazoa, Chordata, Mammalia, Chiroptera, Vespertilionidae.
AUGGACCCCUCGGUGACGCUGUGGCAGUUUCUGCUGCAGCUGUUGAGAGAACAAGGCAAUGGCCACAUCAUCUCCUGGACCUCACGGGAUGGCGGGGAGUUCAAGCUGGUGGAUGCUGAGGAGGUGGCCCGGCUGUGGGGACUGCGCAAAAACAAGACCAACAUGAAUUAUGACAAGCUCAGCCGGGCUCUGCGGUACUACUACGACAAGAACAUCAUCCGCAAAGUGAGCGGCCAGAAGUUCGUCUACAAGUUUGUGUCCUAUCCCGAGGUCGCAGGGUGCUCCGCUGAGGACUGUCCGCCGCAGCCUGAGGUGUCUGUCACCUCCACUGUGGCAAACGUGGCCCCCGCCGCUGCACACGCCGCCCCCGGGGACACUGCCUCCGGGAAGCCAGGCACACCCAAGGGUGCAGGAGUGGCAGGCUCAGGUGCCUUGGCUCGAAGCAGCCGGAACGAGUACAUGCGCUCAGGCCUCUAUUCCACCUUCACCAUCCAGUCCCUGCAGCCACAGCUCCAGCUGCCCCUGCAUCCGAGGUCCGUCUCAGUGCUUUCCAACACCGCCCCGGCGGGAGCCGCAGCGCCCCCCUCGGGGAGCCGGAGCACCAGCCCAAGUCCCUUGGAGGCCUGCCUAGAGGCUGAGGAGGCUGGCCUGCCUCUGCAGGUCAUUCUGACCCCGCCUGAGACCGUGAACCUUAAAUCGGAAGAAGCGAAUGUGGAGCCUCGCGUGGCUCGGCCACAGCCCCCAGAAGUGAAAGUGGAAGAGCCCGAGGAAGAGCUCCAAACCCCAGCCAGUGGGGAGGCGGGGUACACACCGGAAGCCCCAAGGGCCGGGCGGGAAGUCCCUCCUGCGGAGGGUGUGUCCGCCCGGCAUCCUGCGGUUGUCAUGGAGACUGCAGGGCCCGCAGGCGGCCUCGGGGCUUCCACAGCUUCCAGCACGGAGAUCGCCCAGCCCCAGAAGGGCCGCAAGCCCCGGGACCUGGAGCUCCCGAUCAGCCCUAGCCUGCUAGGGGGGCCGGGGCCCGAACGGACUCCGGGAUCGGCUACUGGCUCAGGUCUGCAGGCGCCGGGGCCAGUGCUGACGCCAUCCCUGCUGCCUACGCACACAUUGACCCCGGUGCUGCUGACGCCCAGCUCGCUGCCCCCCAGCAUUCACUUCUGGAGCACCCUGAGCCCCAUUGCACCCCGUAGCCCGGCCAAGCUCUCCUUCCAGUUUCCAUCCAGCGGCAGCGCCCAGGUGCACAUCCCCUCCAUCAGCGUGGAUGGCCUCUCCACCCCCGUGGUGCUCUCCCCCGGGCCCCAGAAGCCAUGA